GAAGAACAACGGCGUGCGCUAGCAUUAGCAUCGGUGGCUGUUGGAUGCGAGAGAGAAGGCUUCCAGACGAUUCGACGUUGAUUUUAGAUUACCUGUUUCCCCGAGAGUUUUCAUAGUUGCAAGGGAGACCGUGGUUGUCCUUUGUGUGCUGUUUUAUUGUCAGCAUGGCAGUCGUCAUCCGUUUACAGGGACUGAGUGUCACAGCGGGUACUGAGGAUAUUCGCAAGUUCUUCAUGGGCCUGAAAAUUCCAGAUGGAGGGGUACAUAUAAUUGGUGGGGAGCUGGAUGAAGCCUUUAUCAUUUUUGCUAGUGAUGAAGAUGCAAGGCGAGCAAUGACACGGUCUGGAAAACUCAUCAACGGCUCAGCUAUUAAACUGCUACUCAGUAGUAAAGCUGAGAUGCAGGUCAUUCUUGAAAGAAGUACGAAAACGGUGGAGCCUGAACCAAGGAGGCAGUAUGAAGACAAUGAAAGACGAGGUGAAAGAUCCCUGGGUCGUGGAGAGGGGAAAGCAGGUCAGAUGUUUCCCCCCAAACACCAGAGGGCUCCCAACGGUCGUAAGGAUGACAUGUGUUUGUUUCUUAAAGGAUUGCCCUUUUCUGUAACCGAAAAAGAAAUACAUGAUUUCUUUGGUGGUUUACUAAUUGAUGAAGUAGUUUUAUUAAAGAAUGAGAAGGGAUUUAACAAUGGGAGAGGUCUUGUCAAAUUUGCAACAAGUGAGGAUGCAAUGGAAGGCCUAAAAAGAGACAAGGAAUACAUUGGGUCAAGGUAUAUUGAGCUUUCACCGACAUCAAUGGACAAUUGGUUUCGCCUUUGUGGCAGAUUUCCAAUGGAUGUCAACGCAUCUAGCGGCUUUGAAAGAGACAGAUCACCUAUUCGUACUUGGAAUGUUCCACAAAGUCAUGCAAGGUCACGGUCUCCCCCAAAUCAGAGUCUUAUUGCCCCUGGUGAUGAGUAUUGUGUUUUGAUUGACAAUCUCUCUUUUGCUGUGGAAAAAGAAGACAUUAAACAAUAUUUUAGACACACAAACCUCGAGGAUGAUCAGAUUCUGCAUUUGUUGGACGAGAGGAGAAAAAGAACAAGAUCUGCUUUUGUUCUUUUCAAGAAUCAGCGUGACUACUGUGAUGCCUUAGCUGAGGAAAAAGUACUCUUUUUCAAUCGACAGGUCCAUAUUCGCCCCAUAUCAAGAGAGAAAAUGAUGGCCCUUCUUCAGUCCCACUACAUUGAUUCCCAAACUCCUGGAAACUCUCAACUAUCUCAGGAGAGGUCCUCAUCUCACUCCCCUGAUAGUUACGACUCCGAAAAAUUGUGUCUUUUUGUGCGAAACUUACCAUUUGAUGUGAGGAAAGUUGAGAUCAUGGACUUUUUUCAUGGGUUCAAUAUCACAGAGGAUAAAGUCUACUUACUGCUUGAUCAUAAUGGUGCUGGAGUGGGAAAGGUUUUAGUUCUUUUCAGAUCUGAGGCAGAGGCGACAAGGGCACUGUCUCUUAAUGGCCAACGGUUUCUUGGGUCAGAAGUCAUACUGAAAGGCAUUACACAAUCCCAGAUGAGGCAAUUGGGUGUUGACAUACCAAUGUUUCAAGAACCAUUAUCGAGAGAAGAACGGUACUCAAAUAGAACCAGCGUGGCAUCCCAUCGCUCCGAUGAUCCAGAGUACCCUGACAUAAAGAUGUCCCAUGAGGGGAGACACUGUGUGCCUUCUUAUCACUCUGCUGAAUCUGAGUACCACGACUUUAGAAUGUAUCGAGAUGGCGGCGCAUCAAUGCAGAGUGUACAGAAUCUGGGUAAUAGAGGCUGGGAUCCGGAGGGCCUCAAGGAUCCAUGGGAAAGGGGAAAUAGUGUUCAUGGUGAUUUUGGCCCCCCAGCACAGCCUUGUGAUGGUCCCACUUGUGUAAGGUUAGUUAAUUUGCCUUUCCAAAUAAGAAGUGAAGAAAUUUACGACUUUUGCCACGGCUAUCGCGUUAUCCCUGGAUCUGUAUCACUGCAGUUUGACCAGGGCGGAAAACCUACAGGCACCGCAACUGUAGUGUUUGAGUCUCGUUCAGAGGCUAUCAUAGCAGCAGCAGAACUGAGUGGAAGACCAAUUGGUCCAAGAAAAAUAAGGCUGGUGUUCAUUUGAAAGCAACAGGGAUUUGUUCUGUGGUCACGAGCGGGAAAAACUUUGGUUAUUGGUGUGUAACAACACACACUUACAACAAGUAAGACGAGUCUUUACCUUCUCUCUGUUAUGAAAUGGCAAGGCAUUCACCAUGGUACAUUUAGUUUGCAGUUUGAUGUGAUUGUGAGACUACAUAUUGUUUUCUUGUAAUUUUCAUCUUGUUUUUGUUUUAUUUUUUUUUCAUUCAACAAUUUUAAGGAAAUCGUUUUGAAACAGAAGUGUGUGUGUCUUUGCAUGCGUGUGCGAGUGUUUUGAGGAAAACAUUGUGAAAAUAAACUUAACACGUUUUUUUCAACAAAGUUGAAAAAAAUCAUGCCUGUUGAAAUCUGUAAAUAAAAUAUAAAAUGUUAAGUGUUCUCAGA
Cynoglossus semilaevis (tongue sole) is the source of this 2518-nucleotide messenger RNA. RefSeq names its product RNA binding motif protein 12Bb (gene rbm12bb). The record is from RefSeq and is a predicted model, not a curated record. Bases 165 to 2117 code for a protein of 650 amino acids. Gene Ontology annotation, molecular function: RNA binding. Lineage: Eukaryota; Metazoa; Chordata; Actinopteri; Pleuronectiformes; Cynoglossidae. The transcript has 2 exons.